Molecule: messenger RNA, 1170 nt
Organism: Sordaria macrospora k-hell
Lineage: Eukaryota; Fungi; Ascomycota; Sordariomycetes; Sordariales; Sordariaceae
Biological process (GO): maturation of LSU-rRNA
Cellular component (GO): cytosolic large ribosomal subunit; 90S preribosome
Molecular function (GO): RNA binding
Source: RefSeq, a predicted model, not a curated record
AUGUCCAAGUCCACAUCCAUUGUCAAGGCGUCUGACGCCGUCGUCUCUCCCGUUGACGUUAACCAGAUCUCCAAGGCCUCCAAGGCCCUCCUCGCCCACAUCAAGAAGGCCACCGCCGCCUCUACUGCCGUUUCCAAGAACCUUCUCGCCGAUGAGGAGUCGACCGUCGCCGAGACCCCUAUCUGGCUUACUCUCACCACCAAGAAGCACAUCGCCGACACCAACCGUCUGCAACCCUCCAAGAUCGUCCUUCCCAACCCCUUGAACGCCGAUAACGAGUCUACCAUCUGCAUCAUCGUCGCCGACCCCCAGCGCCACUACAAGAACGUUGUCGCCUCCGAGGAGUUCCCGGAGGAGCUGCGCAACCGCAUCACCCGCGUCAUCGACGUCAGCCACCUCAAGGCCAAAUUCAAGACAUACGAGGCCCAGCGCCAGCUGUUCAACGACCAUGACAUCUUCCUUGCCGACGACAGAAUUGUCAACCGUCUCCCCAAGCACCUUGGCAAGACCUUCUUUAAGAGCACCGCCAAGCGCCCCGUUCCUGUUGUGUUCAUGAAGCAGAGAGAGAAGGUUGACGGCAAGAGGGUACCCCAGCCCAAGGGUAUCAAGCCCAAGCGCAACCCCGUCGAGAACGUCAACGCUAGACCUACACCAGAGAUUGUGGCUGAGAUCCGCAAGGCCAUUGGUUCUGCGCUCGUUUCGCUGAGCCCCUCUACCAACACUGCCAUCAAGGUCGGCUAUGCCAGCUGGGACGCCGAGAAGCUCGCCGCCAACGUCGAGAAGGUCAUCAACGAGCUCGUCGAGCGCUUCGUCCCCCACAAGUGGUCCAACGUCAGGAGUUUCUACCUCAAGGGUCCCGAGACCGCGGCCCUCCCCAUCUACCAGACCGACGAGCUCUGGCUCGACGACAGCAAGGUCAUCGCCGACGGCGCCGAGCAGCCCGAGAAGGCCAACAUUGGCAAGAAGCGCAAGGCUGCCGACGACGAGACCGAGGACAAGGCCGAGGAGGGUGCCAAGGACGAGAGCAGGCCGACGAAGAAGGCCAAGAAGGCCAAGGCCGCCGCUGCUCUGCCCGAGAGCAACGACGACAAGCUCGACAAGGAGAUUGCUACCAGGAAAGCGACGUUGAGGAAGCAGAAGGCUGCUGCGAAGAAGGCUGUUGAGGUUUAA